Messenger RNA from Falco peregrinus (peregrine falcon), 3012 nucleotides. RefSeq names its product glypican 3 (gene GPC3). Gene Ontology annotation, biological process: positive regulation of canonical Wnt signaling pathway; cell migration; regulation of protein localization to membrane. Gene Ontology annotation, cellular component: extracellular region; plasma membrane; cell surface. The record is from RefSeq and is a predicted model, not a curated record. The transcript has 8 exons. Lineage: Eukaryota; Metazoa; Chordata; Aves; Falconiformes; Falconidae. Bases 165 to 1895 code for a protein of 576 amino acids.
GCCCGUCCCGGUGCCCGGUCCCGGCGCUCCGUGGAGCGCCGCGCGAGGCGCGGGGCUGAGCUCCGCUCCGCCGCGUUCCUGCUCCGCCGCGCAGCAGCCUGGCUCCGCCCCGGCGGGGAUGCCCGCCGGUGGGGUGUAGAGGAGCGCCCCGGUGCCCCGGGAGGAUGUCGGGGAGCGGCGGAGCGCUGCUGCUGGUGCUGCUGCUGGCGCUGCUCGGUGCCCCGGGGGGCGCGCAGCCGGCGGGGGAAGCCGCCUGCCGCUCCGUCCGCACCGCCUUCCAGGUGCUGCAGCCCGGGGCCAAGUGGGUGCCCGAGAGCCCCGUGCCAGGGUCUGAUCUGCAAGUAUGUAUCCCAAAGGGCUCCACGUGCUGCUCGAGGAAGAUGGAGGAGAAGUACCAGGCAACAGCCCGCCUGAACAUGGAGCAGCUCCUGCAGUCUGCCAGCAUGGAGCUGAAGUUCCUUGUCAUCCAGAACGCUGCGGUCUUCCAAGAAGCCUUUGAAAUUGUAGUACGGCAUGCGAGAAACUUCACCAACAGCAUGUUUAGGACCCAGUACCAGAGCAUGGGGCCCAGAGCUCUUACGUUUGUUGGAGAACUCUUUACUGACGUCUCACUGUACAUAUUAGGCUCUGACAUCAGUGUUAAUGACAUGAUAAACGAGUUUUUUGACAGUUUAUUCCCUUUGGUUUACUCUCACUUGAUUAAUCCCGGCUUCCCCGAUCCCUCCGUGGAGGUGACUGAAUGCCUGCGGGCAGCCAGGAGAGACCUCAAAGUCUUUGGGAACUACCCGAAGAUGAUGAUGACGCAGGUGUCCAAGUCACUGCAGGCUACGCGAGUCUUUCUGCAGGCGCUCAACCUGGGGAUCGAGGUGAUAAACACUACUGACCACCUAAAAUUCAGCAAGGACUGUGGGCGAGCGCUGCUGAAGAUGUGGUACUGCUCACACUGCCAGGGGCUCCUCCUGGCCAAGCCCUGUGCCACCUACUGCGGGGUGGUGAUGCAAGGAUGCUUGGCGGGCGUCGCAGAGAUCCAUAACCACUGGCAAGAGUACAUCGGGUCUCUGGAGGGGCUGACCAAAGGCAUGCACGGCAUCUAUGACAUGGAGCAUGUCCUCCUGAACCUGUUCUCCUUGGUGCAGGAUGCGAUCGUCUACGUGCAGAAGAAUGAAGGAAAGCUCUCAACAGCUAUCAGCCGGUUGUGUGGCCACACUCAGCAGAGGCAGUAUCGAUCGGCUAAUUACCCCGAAGACCUUUUCAUUGACAAGAAGGUCAUGAAGGUGACUCAUGUUGAGCAAGAAGAAACUUUGUCGAGCAGGAGGAGGGAACUCAUUACGAAGCUGAAGUUCCACAGCAGUUUUUACAGCAGCUUGCCAGAAUACAUCUGCAACCACAGCUCUGCUGUUCAGAACGACACUCUUUGCUGGAACGGACAAGAAGUCGUGGAGAGGUACAGUCCCCAGAUCACAAGGAAUGGAGCAAAAGCUCAGCCUGGCAACCAUGAGGUGAAGAUGAAAGGUCCCGAGCCAGUGAUCAGCCAGAUUAUUGACAAGCUGAAACACAUCAACCAGCUGCUCAAAGGGAUGGCUUUGCCCCACCGAAAAGCUCCAGGAAAAACCCCAGAGGAGGAGGAGGAGAGUGGAGACUGCGACGAUGAAGAUGACUGUGGCGGAGGCUCUGGGGAUGGAGAGCUGCGAGUGAGGAACCAGCUCCGGUUCUUAGCAGAGCUGGCAUACGACCUGGAUAUGGACGACACCUCCGCAAACAAGCAGCUUCUGAAUCAGCAAAGCAAAGACGACACUGCGGUCCCCAGCAGUGACCCCGGGAGCGCAGCCCCCCACCCCAGCCCUGCCGCUGCCAUUGCCCUGGUCCUGCUGCUGCUGCUGGGACACCGGCCGUGAGCGGUGCCGAUGGCAUCGCUCUGUGUCUCUCCAUGACUUUUUUAAAUGAGGAAGACAUUGAGAACCUCUUCUGAAAUAUAUGCACAUUUCCAAAGACAGGGCAAAUAAGACUUGAGUCAGUUUUAUAAAAGAAUAUGGUAUCUUCACACAAAAAACUCCCUAGAAAAGCGUUUGUUCAUGGUAAACUAGUAAAUACAUAACAGUGCUUUUUAAAGAUAAUAAUCGUUUAAUAUGACAAGGUUUGUUUUAAAUUGUGUUCCUUGCAGUUUUUGAAGUCUGAGGUCUCCCUUGCUGUUAAGUUGAAGACUGUAUUUCAACUUGAGUUGUUCAAAUGUGCAUGGGGUACAGAAAACCUAUGAUUUAUGAAAUACUCUCAGCAAGAUCAGACCUCUGAUCUUAGUUGACUUAAUACAGAUUUUGUCUGUAGUUCAGGCGGGUUUUGUACUAACUACAAAUUUGAGGCUUACCCCUAGGAAUCUGGCCAGGCACAUAAUACGGAGCGUGUGUGAAGACGGGAGAGAGAAGGUCAGACAUAUAGCAGGAGGAAAGGUGCUGCAGAAGAGGAGUUGUCAUGCACUGGGAUUGUUGUGAAGAUGUGUUCCCAUGGGCACAGAGCACAUUUGCAUCAUGGCAAGUUGCAGGUGAUUUUGCUGCUUGCCUCCCACCCAGGUUCUGCAAAGCCCUUCAGUGCAGGUGGCCAGUCCUCACCAGCGUCCUCGUGGUGGAUCUGGGCUAAGCCCUGCUGCGACCUGCUGGUUGAUGGUUGGAGGGCUAUCCUCUGGGUUUCAGACACCUCAUAUCCCAUCUACAUUGGGGUGAGCACUGGAGCCAUACGGUAUUCCCGUAAUGCAAUGCCCUGGUUUUAAUCUUCAGAAGUGAAGCACCUCGUUUCCCACUGGAAAUCUGCAAACACAGCUCCAGCCAAAGGACAGGCAGCGUGGAUGCACACACUGUGCUUGACAGGGACGUGUAACAGGCAUCCAACGCAUUGUGCUACGAGGGGGGAAAAGAAGAGGAUUGGCAGGAACCUGAGGCAGAUGAGACUCUUACGUGUUUCUUUGCAUGUUACUUUACUUAAGCUAUCUCUAAAAUAAAGAUGGUUGCUCUAUAAACAGUG